AGACGUGGUACUACUUAGCCGGGUGAGUUGUUCCCGCAGUGGUAUCCUGGCGGCUGAUUGCAGCAUGGCUGCGACGUGGAAGAGGUUCUCAUUUGGUUCUUAUCCUCAUACUUCAGUCAUGCCGUCCUCGCAGCCAGUGUUCUCGACGCCUCUGACGCGCCUCUUCAAGAUUGAUCAUCCCGUCAUGCUUGCAGGCAUGAACGUCGCCGCAGGGCCUAAACUGGCUGCAGCAGUGACCAAUGCUGGCGGUAUUGGUGUUAUUGGCGGAGUUCGCCAGAGCCCCAAGAUGCUCCAGGAAUCCAUUAACGAACUCAAGAGCCAUCUGGAAGAUAAGACCGCACCAUUCGGCGUAGACCUCUUGCUUCCUCAAGUGGGUGGCAGUGCUCGCAAGACAAAUUAUGAUUAUACGGGUGGUCAACUUGACGUACUUUUGGACAUCAUUAUAAACAGCGGGGCUGCACUUUUUGUUUCUGCUGUAGGGGUGCCGCCCAAGCAAGCCGUUGACAAGCUUCAUGCUGCCGGAAUCCCGGUCAUGAAUAUGAUCGGUCAUCCAAAGCAUGCUAAGAAGGCCCUCGAGCAAGGUGUCGACAUUAUCUGUGCACAAGGUGGUGAAGGAGGUGGCCACACUGGCGAAACACCAUUUUCCAUUCUGGUACCUACCACUGUUGAUCUUUGCAAGAAUGCCAAAAGCCCCUUUACAGGUGGGCCGGUCAUCGUCGUCGCUGCCGGGGGUAUCGCGGAUGGCCGUGGUCUUGCUGCCGCACUUUCGUAUGGUGCAUCCGGUGUUUGGGUCGGCACGCGCUUUGUAGCUAGUACCGAAGCAGGUGCUCCUCCAAAACACAAGGAACUAGUUAUCUCAGCUGGUCAUGACGAUAUUGUCCGCACCCUGGUGUACAGUGGUCGUCCGAUGAAUGUGCGGAAGACUCCUUAUGUUGCAGAAUGGGAAACCCAACGACAAGGAGAAAUUGCAAAGCUUGUUGCACAAGGCCACAUCCCGCACGAAGUCGAACUAGAGAAUCAUCCCGAGAAAUCCCUAGAAGGUCGAAUGUGUAAGGAAGGCUCGUUUGGACCGUUUUGCUCGGUCUCACAUGUCCAUAUAUGCAGGGUUAAUGGGCAAAGUAGCAGGAUCCAUCAAUGUACGUCAGGUGACCGUAGUGAAAUGCGAUUGCUAAUGGAUCUUCACAGGAUAUCAAGCCAGCGAAGGAGAUGUAUGGUGGCCUGUUUCUGUCCUGAAUUCUACUGACAUCUUUACUUAUGUAGUGUCGAUGAGCUGGUUGCAACAGCAGCUGCGAGCUUGAAAACAGCUUCGGCUCUUAUGACAAGCAAAGCAAAGUUAUGAGUGACGAUUUCCCUGAACACUAGUGGUAAUGGAAGGCUAGCAGAGAUUACUGUCUGCGCGACCUCACUGGAAUAUGAAUCUAUUGUAUUUUUAUUGCAGUUGUAUAUGCCGCUGUAGGAUCUUCAUCUUAUACCUCAAACACAAAUUUGAUUGCUAGGGUGCCAAGUAGGAUGCUAGGAUAUCAGUCCACAAGAAAUA
Molecule: messenger RNA, 1537 nt
Organism: Suillus subaureus
Lineage: Eukaryota; Fungi; Basidiomycota; Agaricomycetes; Boletales; Suillaceae
Product: Nitronate monooxygenase-domain-containing protein
Exons: 7
Coding region: 119-1243 (374 amino acids)
Molecular function (GO): nitronate monooxygenase activity
Source: RefSeq, a predicted model, not a curated record